UACCGCCGCUUUUAAGUCAGUUUAAAUUAUGGAUAGAAUGUGCUCACUGGUACAGAUUCCGUACCGUAUAAAAGUGUCUAUACUUGGGAAGAGCAUUAGUAUUUUCACUAAAAUACCAACGUCUUUCCCUUUAUUCCCUUACUGGCAUAAUCCAGAAUGCUGUGAGGUGGCUUGCUAGGUAUAAGCCACUUUCGAAUCGAUUCGGUUACACGGCAUAAACAGAAAUUGGACACAGAUCGUCGAUCUCUAGGACAUAUCAGUCAAGAACCCAAGUCUCUACCUUUUUCUUCUUCUUAUUCUUAUAAUGAAGAAGCUCCCAAAUUUCCCUCAAGUACCUAAGUCAUAAAUAUUAAACACAGGGACAUUUUCCAAAAUGGCUUCUCAACCAUUAACAUGCGAAAGAUGUUCUAAGAUCGACUUUGAACGGCAAUUCGCUAUAAGUGAUGAAUUCUGCGCUAGAACAUUUUCUCAACAGUACCUACAUCAGACAUUGAAUAAGGAAAUCGACCAAUAUGACGGAAUAUCCGACGUAACAUUUCCUGACGAAUUUAUCGUAACAUUGGAAUUGGGCAUCAACUUGAUUGCAUUCUAUGAGGAAACAAAAUGCAUUACAUGUAAAUUUUUCGAUAUUCUUGGGGUGCGGGUGGAGAGCCAGUAUAUCAGGGUUGAUCCUAAAGACAUGUUCCAAUCUGACUACCUCAGUCCUUGGAUCCUCUAUUGUUCGAAAUUACCCCCAACAAUUGUCACCUCACGCUAUUUUGAUAGGGGUUCUAUUGCCAUAGCCAAGUCACUAUGGCACAACCCGAUAUUUCAGGACUUCCUAGAUCCUCAGAGAAAUGAUAUUGCCAUAUUCCGUGCUCUUCCGGAUCAUAACCCAAAUCAUACCGGUAUUUGGGGCAGGGUUGUCCCUGAAUGGGUCGAUUGCUCAAUCCCGAAGAGUUGGUUGGAUAUUUGCAGUUCUAAACAUACGCGAAUUUGCUAUCGACCUAAAGUAAAUGGCCGACUAGAAGGUUUCCGACUCAUCAACCGCUGCUGUGAUCCGAUAACCAUCGAAUCAUGCACCCUAGAGGUCGAUUACGUUGCUUUGAGCUACGUAUGGGCAGCCAGUCCAGAAUCAUCUAAUGCAUGGCCAGAUGUGGUUUUACAUGCAGUGGAGAUGACAAAACAGCUAGGCUUCCGAUACUUAUGGGUAGAUCGUUAUUGCAUCAACCAAGAAAACGAGAAAGAAAGGGCACAUCAGAUCUCGAAUAUGCAUUUGAUAUUCCAGCAAGCCGAGGUGACCUUGGUUGCUGCUACUGACGACUUCGAUGGUCUCUCAGGGGUACAAGUAGAUGGCUCCUUAAACCAGCGCGCGCGGAAAGUACAGAAGCAAGUACAAAUAGGAGACAUGGCUUUAGCGACGAUUCCGCGUCUAAGAGGCGCGAUAUGCGACUCUAAUUGGUAUAAACGAGGGUGGACACUUCAAGAAGGCCUAUUAUCCAGAAGAGUUUUAGUCUUUACCGAGGGUGAGCUCUAUUGGAACUGCUGCGGUAUGUCUGAAAGAGAGAGCGUUUAUAUUUCUCCGGAAAUCUCUCACCUACCUGAUAUGUCACAGCAGGGAGGAUGGAUGCCUGCUGGACUCUUUGACCGUACCAGCAAAGGCACUGCUAGACUUCUACACACAUCCGACGCCGAUAUACCACGCAGCUUGACAACUAGCCCUGAAUUUAAUGAAAGAAUCAUCUCCAAUAUAAAUUCGGAAAUCUGGAGAGAUAUUACGGGAUACGGGGAGCGUCAUCUCACGUACGAUACCGACUCUCUAGACGCAUUCAAGGGCAUCAUGCAGAUGCACAUGACUAGAGCAGGCAACAAUAUAAAGUUUAUUCUAGGUUUACCGAUUCCUAUAAUCCCUAAUCUGGAUUUAAACUUGGUAUUUGGUUUUGUAUUGUCUGGUUUGACCGAUCAGCGAGACGUAUCAUAUCGUCGCCGUCACCAUCUCCCAUCUCGGUCAUGGGCUGGAUGGGAAGGUUUCUUCUAUUGGAGCCAUGGACACCGUCUCGCCCUUACUCCUACUCCUAGUAUCCCUCAGCCUCAAUUCUAUAGGCUAAAUGCGCCAGAAUUCAGACUUAUUACCAAGGACGGGCAAAAUCACGUAGAGUCCACUAUAGAAGAUAUUAUAUUGGGAAAGAUCUCGAGCUUCGACGAAUUCGCAACUUUAAGAGUUGUGAAGCCUUACAUCAUGAGAAAUCCGACCCAUGUUCCGUUGACAAUGAGUAUACAAUCAAAUGAAACACUGAUACCGAACGGGAAUUCAAAAAUGGUUGGGGAGGAAAAUAUUGCCUUCAUUCUAAUUUAUUACGAUGAGCCUUUUUGGACUGCCGGAUUUCUAAUUUUAGAAUUAGUAGAUAAUGCUCUGGACGGGACGCGGCUAUGGGAGAGAAGAGGCAAAUUCUGCUUGACUAAACCGUAUCUUGAGUAUGAGAUUAUGAAUAAUUUUUGCGAGCCCGAAGAAAUAGACUCCCUAGACGAGCAGGACGAGUUGGAUUUGGUGAAGACGUUUGAGGAUGUGAUUAAUUGUAUAGGUCUAGUUCGUUCAGAUGUGGAUUAUCUUAUCGUGUAGGAAUGAGUGGUGUAGAAGUCGGAGAGUUGCUGAAAUCUUUUUCUUUCU
Molecule: messenger RNA, 2647 nt
Organism: Daldinia vernicosa
Lineage: Eukaryota; Fungi; Ascomycota; Sordariomycetes; Xylariales; Hypoxylaceae
Product: HET-domain-containing protein
Exons: 1
Coding region: 374-2599 (741 amino acids)
Source: RefSeq, a predicted model, not a curated record